AGGUGGCUGUCUUGCUAUUUUUUCCAGAAUUAUUCUGGUUUUAAUGAUUUGAACAAGGAUGUGAGUUUUCUGGGAACAGUAACCAUGGUGGUUCGUUCCCCGCUCCCCGCCCCCCCCCCCGCGUCACCCGCCACCCCCGCCACACAGUGCUGCCGCCGCCGCUGCCCACAAGUUAUAGUAAAUUUAUUGCUCCGAAAAUUUCUGUUGAAGGGAAAUAAAUGAAUACAUGAGUCUUUAAGAAGUGACUAUAGAAGUCGUGACAUUUAGGAAUGAAGUAUGGGCAAACCUAGUAAAAAGGUUUUUAUAAAGAUAGCGGGAAAGUUUUGAAAUUACAUGCGGGUCUUUUAAAAUGUAGCCGAGUAGCUACCAGAUGUCUCCGAAGAAUUCUGGGACCAGGCGAGAAGCUGGCAGGUCCUGAUUGGGUAGAGGCAGCUGCAUCCUGGCAACUGAUUGGCUCCACGGUUGCCAGGGGCUACUUGUUGCGUCACAAGCCCGGCAUUACGUGGUAGCCCACGCUGGAGGUCGGAGCUCGCCGGCCGAACUCGCUGACUGGAGCUGAACGUCACCAUCUCACCUGCUUGAGCUAUCCUCAAAAUGAGUAAGGAUGGGUCUGGGAGCUGUGGCAGCAUCUCUGCCGUGGGUGGAGCCAGUGGAGGCAGUGACCCACCGCCUCUGGGCAGGGUAGCUCUUGCUACUAAGUCCACACGAUCCAGGGUACGAAUCCAGGAUAUUGUACCUUGUUGUGUAAGCCAGCUGCUCACCUCUACUCUAUUUGAUAAUGUCUUCAAGAUUAGAGGAAUCGAGAUUUCCCAGGUCUCUAUCGUGGGAAUAAUCCGACAGGCAGAGAAAGCUGCAAACUGCGUUCUUUACAAGAUUGAUGAUAUGACCGCCAAGCCUAUUGAGGUUCGUCAGAGGAUCGGCAGAGAUAAAGCAAAGCAGGGGGUGACUCUGCUUCCAGUGGGGGUCUAUGCCAAAGUGUUCGGUAUCCUCAGAUGUUCUGCGGAGGUGAAGAGCCUUGAGGUGUUGAAAAUCCGCGUCCUGGAGGAUAUGAACGAAUUCACCACACACAUUCUAGAAACGGUCAACGCACACAUGGUGCUUGAUAAAGCUCUCCAAGCGGCCUCUGGGCAGAGCACCCCUGUUGCUCCGUUCGACAUGGAUGAAGCCCAGAAGCACAGUGAGUGCCACCCUGACUUCCUCUGGAAGGAGGUGCUGCGUUUGAUUCAAGAGUGUCCUCGACAGGAAGGCAAGAGCAUUGGUGAGCUCCUGGAGGAGCUUCGCAACCUGAGUAUUGGGACCAUCAAGCAAACCAUUAAUUACCUGACCACCGAGGGCCACAUCUACCCCACCGUGGAUGGGGAGCAUUUUAAAUCUGCUAAUUGAAGCAGCAAAACGUUUUUUCAUUUUUCGAAGACCCUUGCCUUCUGUUGUGACUGAGUUUGACUGUUUGACUUUUAGCAAGUAGUUUUUUUAAGCAAAAGAUCGGAACUGGCAUCCUUUGGAACCUCACUGCUUUUACAGUUGCAUUGGACUUUCCUCUUUUUCUAACUGUCUAUAUUUGAAACUCAGAGGGAAUUGGCAAUGGAUAAAUUCACUGGCCUUUUUGUAGGAUUUACCUGCAAGCAAACGAAAACACUCCUUGACGGACGAAUUUGGGGGAGAAAAGGUACAGAAAAAAAUUGAAAAAUUAUUACUUAGGUGUGUGGGAGCUUCUUUUUCUGAAAUAACUGCAUACUAGGAGAAAACAGAUUCAGUCAAGGAGCCAGUUAAGAUACAAAAAAAAAACAUAUUGUUUUUACAUUAGACUUAUUUUCUGUUUGGAUUUAGCUUAUUCUAGUCAUAUUGUUAUCUCUUGCUAAAUAUAGUAAUUGAUUAAUUCAGAUGUGCUAAAGAUAGCAAUUUAUGAAGUCAGGUACUCAGUUGAAGUGUUCACUGAAGGAUUUGCUCUUAUUGCCUUAGUUUUAUGUUUUUUAAAAGAUACAAUUACACUGUGUUUAAAUGGCAGGGUCACCUUUGACUACUUUUUUCUUAAAAUAUCAUUAGUUUAAUUAUUGUGUCAAAUACAAUGUGGUAUUUGGAUUAAAUUACAAUCUCUUGUACUUGCAUGGUACACAGAUACCAGACUUUGUUUUAUUUCUAAUGUAUUAUCUGCAGUACUAAGUGCUCUGUUUUAUG
Messenger RNA from Camelus dromedarius (Arabian camel), 2175 nucleotides. It is a transcript of the gene RPA4, whose product is annotated as replication protein A4. The record is from RefSeq and is a predicted model, not a curated record. The transcript has a single exon. Gene Ontology annotation, cellular component: DNA replication factor A complex; site of double-strand break; chromosome, telomeric region. Bases 595 to 1383 code for a protein of 262 amino acids. Gene Ontology annotation, molecular function: single-stranded DNA binding. Gene Ontology annotation, biological process: DNA replication; nucleotide-excision repair; double-strand break repair via homologous recombination. NCBI's taxonomy places the organism in Eukaryota, Metazoa, Chordata, Mammalia, Artiodactyla, Camelidae.